Molecule: messenger RNA, 1125 nt
Organism: Gloeophyllum trabeum ATCC 11539
Lineage: Eukaryota; Fungi; Basidiomycota; Agaricomycetes; Gloeophyllales; Gloeophyllaceae
Exons: 3
Coding region: 1-1125 (374 amino acids)
Molecular function (GO): catalytic activity
Source: RefSeq, a predicted model, not a curated record
AUGGACCAGUCAUCGUACAAGGACGCAGUAACCACCCGCGGCAUCAAGUACCACUACUACUUCUCCCCGCCCAAGGACUCCAAGCCCAUCCUCCUCUUCCUGCACGGAUUCCCCUCGACGUCCUGGGACUGGCGGCACAUAGUCCCGUUCUUCAAGGAGCGCGGCUAUGGAGUGAUCGUACCCGACAUGCUGGGCUACGGCGGGACUGACAAGCCGACCGACCCGCAGCAGUACAAGCUCAGCCUGAUCGCGAAGGAUUUGGUGGACAUCCUCGACGCCGAGAAGGUUGAGAAAGUGAUUUCUGUCUCGCAUGACUGGGGCUCGAUGGCCGCCUCGCGCCUCGCGAACUUCUACCCGGAGCGCGUCCUCGCGUUCGCAUUCUUCAACGUCCCAUACGGGCCGCCCAACCCGAUGACCGCCGAGCAGCGCAACGAGCACUUUUCCAAGCUCGCGGGGUACGAGCGCUUCGGGUACUGGUUCUUCAUGGCCAGCCCGGGCGCGGACAAGCUUAUAGAGGAGAAGUGGGACUCGUUCCGCAGCCUGUAUCUCCCCGUCAACCCCAUCUGGUGGAAAGAGUACCUCAACCCGAGCGGCGGCGUGAAAGCAUGGCUCGACGCCAACAGGAUCGAGCCGCUCCCUUCGUACAUCACCGAGGAGGUCAGUAGGUUAACUAGCUACAUUAUACCCUUGGUUGACCGGGUGCGCGUGCAGGAAAUCAACCACCACCGGGACAUACUCCUGAAAGGCGGGCUCGCGGGCCCCGUGUGCUGGUACCGCGUGCUCGUGGAAGGCAUCACGCCUGAAGACGACAAAAGUAAGGCAACGUCUUUACUCUGUUACGAUAGCCUCAGGUUACUCAUGAUUUCGAUAUUCAGCUGUCCCGCCGGAGAACAUCAAGGUGAAGCAGCCCGUGUUCUACGGCGCCGCGACGAAGGACUACGUCUGUCUCGCCGGGCCGAGCGCGGCGUCACUCGAGCAAACCUGUCUUGGACCGAAGACGGUAAAGGAGUACGACGCGGACCACUGGGUGAUCUUCUCGCACGCGAAGGAGGUGAACAAGGACUUGUUGGAGUGGAUCGAAAGUCUAUCCUUGUGAUUCAACGCUUCAUCGCCAGAGUGGCUUAA